This is a messenger RNA of Colletotrichum orchidophilum, 1059 nucleotides long. RefSeq lists its product as uncharacterized. The record is from RefSeq and is a predicted model, not a curated record. NCBI's taxonomy places the organism in Eukaryota, Fungi, Ascomycota, Sordariomycetes, Glomerellales, Glomerellaceae. The transcript has a single exon. The coding region runs from base 1 to 1059 and encodes 352 amino acids.
AUGCCUGCCCUCACUCAUGCUGAGCUGGCCAUAGGCGAGCCGCGCUCGACUGUUGGUUCUUACCACCACGUCUCUUUCUCUCAUCUUUGCACUGGUCUCCUCAUACUUGCCGUAUUGGUCGUUUUGCGCUUGGUGGUAUGUGGUGCUUUCUUGACUACGGUAAGCAACGAGAUCAAAGAGGUCCGAGGACACCAACAAUACCCCAAAGAUCGACUUGACCACUUGGUCAACCAGCAACGGCUCCAUCAUCUCUUCGUCCAAGACGGGGGCUGGGUCAUGGAAGAAAAGUCACGUGGGGUCAGCAGUAACACCCUAGCUUCUGGGGCUGAGCCGACUAGGAAGAUCAGUCCGCAGGACGUGUUCAUGAGGGGAAAUGAAAAGGACUCGACUGAAGACACAGAGACAAGCAGUAGCGGCGAUGUGCUGUAUGGGGACCACAUUCAGAGGGGCAAGGCUCUGGGUCAUUCUCCUACCAAGUUCAUGGUGUCGAGACCUCCACAGCCUCCUCCACUGACGCCCCUCGAGCUGUCUCCAUCGGCCUUUACAUAUGAUGAGCGCAGGAGGAGCUUUACGAGUGGCGUCUCAGAGCUAGACGCGUCGUUCUUCGAGCAACCAAACCCUGACUAUAUGUCAUCAACUUCAACGGGCACUUCGACAGCAACGCAGGAUACGCAAACUACGCGGUCCUUCCCAGCACCCCGCAGGAGAUCUUAUACCAAGACGCUGCCCAUUGGAAUCUCUUCUCAAUCAUCAUUUCCAAUCCUUGACGACGACAUUGGCAUAGUCUUUUCCCCCUCGUCGUACCCCCCAACAUCACCUCUGCUCCCGGGACCACCCCCUAUUCACGGUGAGAUUCGUUAUGACGAGGUCACCAAGCAAGAGAUUCUAGUGCGAGGCGAAAUCAUCUCCUUGCUGGAUGAUUCCGGGGCUGGAUGGAAGAGGCAUACGAGAGUGUAUGGGGGCGGCGCGUGCCUUGCCUGCGCAGCAUCUGGCGACGAUGGCCACCAACAUGGCGGUUUCUAUGGAGAAAACGUCUUACCAGAAGAGAAGCGCUACUAA